AUGGCUGAGAACACAAACUAUAACCAGGGAAACUUCGUCACCAGGCUCGUCGAGUUGAAGACCGAGAACGACAUUGCCUAUCGCACCGUCACCCGCACCAACCUCCCCGAAGGCUUGAACAAAAUUCGUCUUAGCGACUUCCGCACAUUCUUCACUGCUCUCCACAGCAUGAGCGAACAUUGGGAAACAGAUCUCGACGACUACUUCGUCUUGGAUGACGAUGGCAAGAGCGUUCGUGAAGAAGACCACCCAGAAUAUGCCGAUCCAGACAUGAUGAUCGAUGUGCGGAACCUAGAAGAGCCUGUCGAGUUCGACCUUGGUCCUGCCACACCACUAACAUACAGCGAACUCAUCGCAAGAGAUCAGGAAUCCCCACCACUCUCAAAAAUCAUCUCUCAUGGUUCCGAUGCCUCUUCGGACGAUUUCCUGCGAGAAUUGUACCGUGGCAGACGCACCUCUACAGGCAGUAAGAUGCCCUGGGUCUACCGUAUGGACGUAAUCAAAGGUUUCAUGGAAGCAGCCGCCUUUCCCUUCCGCUGCAAGAUCGGCCCGCCGCGCGUACAUCCCACUUUGCUGUUGAGUGGUGUACGCUUACCCGUCAACUACCAGUCGUUCCUGGUACAUCGCGUGCCGAAAGAGAAGGAGAAGAGACAUUUGCUACAAGGACCACUCAUGGCUGCGUACGUCCGCAAAGAGUUGGAAGACUUUGAUUCGGGGUGUGAUGACGAGAAGCGGGAUAAGCUACGCCUGGACCAGCUCAAAGAGAUUGGCAGCCUGUUACACCUCGCACAAGAGAGACGGCGACAAGGCCGUGUAGAAAAGGUUUGGGCCAAGCCCGUUCCGAAGAGUGGAAAAUACUGGUUCAGCGAGAUGGCAUCGGAUGCAGCAGAACCGGAAACACCGGACAUGGACGAUGCCAACGACCUCAUUGCAGCAGCACUCGGCAAGGAAGCUGCUGCACAUUUUGCCAAUGGAAAGAGAAAGAAGAGGACACAAUACGAGACGUGGAAGGCCAUGGAGCCGAUGCGAUCCUUCUGGGACCCCAGCAGCGAUUAUCAAGCAAUUGGCAAAGACGAAGAUAGUGAUUGGGACACGGUAAGCAACCACAAGAACCGUCGACAAGAUAUAUCGCUAACCGAACAUGACAGNGUCUACGUGCUCUCAAGCAUGUACUAUCACGUCUCAAUCCUCAAGCUGCGAGUCCACGGUGCUUACCUCGACUUCGUAGCCACCGGCAACUUCCCCGAAACCAUUCCUGAAGACGAGGACUGGUGCCAUCCAGUGUUGCAACGGUCCAAGUGGUUUGAUCUGUUCAACGUCAACGACAGGAUAGAGGCCUUCCGUUGCCUCUGGGGCAUCAUGUGCUACCUGACCAGAUGA
Messenger RNA from Aureobasidium vineae, 1380 nucleotides. The record is from the annotation of a GenBank genome assembly. NCBI's taxonomy places the organism in Eukaryota, Fungi, Ascomycota, Dothideomycetes, Dothideales, Saccotheciaceae.